Molecule: messenger RNA, 1550 nt
Organism: Cuscuta europaea
Lineage: Eukaryota; Viridiplantae; Streptophyta; Magnoliopsida; Solanales; Convolvulaceae
Source: the annotation of a GenBank genome assembly
GGGUGCCCUGCACAUUUGCAUCAUGACUGCGUUUAAGCUACACCGGCCGGCGGCCUCCCUAAUGGUUUCUCUCUUCUUCCUUUUAGCUGCUCUGUUUUUAUUCCCGUUCGACGCCGUUGCGGCGAACUCCUCCCCACAGCCCAGUCCAUUCAUCGAACGGAUCUACCAAUUUGGCGAUUCCAUCUCCGACACCGGUAACCUAUUGCGCCUUUCCGGCACUCGCAUGUUCUACCCUGCCUACCGCCUCCCGUACGGAGAAACCUAUUUCGGUAAAGCCACCGGUCGAUUCUCAGACGGCCGCCUGAUCGUGGAUUUCAUCGCUGACCAUCUUCGACUCCCAUUCGUUGAGCCUUACUUGAACAAAAACGCAGCAUUCGCUCACGGCGUCAAUUUCGCCGUGGGCGGAGCGACGGCUUGCGACGAGGAGUUCUUCACGAAGAGAAACAUCACCUCCGUCACCGGAUUCAAGCCGCCCAUGAGCACGCAGUUGGAGUGGUUCGAGAAGUACCUGGACACGACUUACGGAAGUAACCGAACGUCGAUUGAGCGUUCGAGAAGCUUCGAGAAAUCGCUCUUGGUUUUCGGGGAAUUCGGCGGGAAUGACUACGCCAAAUUCUUACGGGAAGGGAAGUCGUCCCCCGAGGUGAUUAAAACUUGCGUGCCGUACGUCGUUGAUGCGAUCAUUCGAGGAAUCAACCGGACCGUCGAGCUCGGGGCAAAGCGGAUCCUGGUCCCCGGCCCGUUCCCAACCGGGUGCCUAGUGUCUCAGCUGGCUUCCGGCCAGACCGAUUCGGCUGCCGCGUACGACGAAUUCGGUUGCCUGAUAUCAUUGAAUAACAUCGGUUCCACACACGACCGCGUCCUUAGAGGCGCCCUUUCCUUGCUCCGUCGAGAAGUAGCCGGGAAGGGCGUGGUGAUUGUUUACGGGGAUUACGAAGGCGCCUUUCGGCAAAUUCUCCGAAACCCUUCAUUGCAUGGAUUUGAUAAGGAGUGGCUUCUGAAAGCUUGUUGUGGAGCCGGAGGGGAGGGUAGUAAUGAGUAUCGUUACGACAUAGCAAAACCUUGCGGAACCUUCGGCACCGACGUAUGCGCCAACCCUGGCCGCGCCCUGCAAUGGGACGGCGUUCAUCUCACCGACGCAGCUCAUCGUCGCAUUGUUCAUCUCCUCUUAACUGAUCCAGCGGUCAAUCACUUGCUCUUCAAACCACAUUUAUUCCAAAAUUAUUCUCCAAUUUAACAUGUCCCAAUCAGCUAUAUCUCAUCAAAUAAAAAAGGGUUACUUUAUGCACCUAAAUAUUGCUUUUUUUACCCCAAUUCAACAAAUAAUGUCCUUGCUACGGAGUACUCCGUAUUUCCUAAGCAUUCACGUAUGGGCUACGAUAGGAUUUGACUGAAUAUUUAAGGUCCUUAAGGAUAAAUAGUACUCAGUAGGAUAUUGAAAUGUGUUGAAAAUGUACUAUGUACUAUCAAAAUAUUCGUAUAUCAUAAAAAAUAAAAUGUACUCCCUCCGUCCCUUAUAAUUUUGCCAAUUUUCCUUUUUUGGUUGUCCC